This is a messenger RNA of Trichomonas vaginalis G3, 948 nucleotides long. RefSeq lists its product as uncharacterized. NCBI's taxonomy places the organism in Eukaryota, Parabasalia, Trichomonadida, Trichomonadidae. The record is from RefSeq and is a predicted model, not a curated record. The transcript has a single exon. The coding region runs from base 1 to 948 and encodes 315 amino acids.
AUGAAUCACGCUUCUAAUCGGUAUACCGAAACCAAAAGUAGACUUGGUUUUGAUACUAGCAAACUUAGAUCAAGUUAUGCUAUUCGCAAAAGUGAUGUUACAGAUGAAAGUAAAACAGAAAAUAUAAAAUCAUAUUUAUUGAAAGUUCAGGACAAAGAAAUUAAUGCUUCAACUACACUAAAAGAUACAGUUAAGCAACAAAAGAGAGAAAACGAAAAAUUACAAUUAAAAUUUGAUAUUGAAUUUCAGGAAAAUAAAGAUUUACGGAAUUUAAGCAUUUUAUUGAACGAAUACUAUCAUAAAACGCUUGCAAUCAUGGAUUUUAAAAACAAAAAUGAAAUAUCUAAGGAAGAUAUCGAUAUUUUGAUUCAGAAUUAUAACGAAUAUAUUAUUUCGCAAAUCAAAGAGAACGUUAAAGAUGCUUCAUUGGUUGAACAAGUACAUGUACUUAUAGAUCUUAACAAAAAGGUUUCAGAUAUGAGGAAAACUGUUGUUGAAAAGAAAAUAGAACUAGAACGACCUCUCGACCAACAAGAAAUCUAUCAGAUGAAAGAGCAGAUAAAACUCAAGCAUCUCUUUUUAACGAAGAAAUAUGAUGAAUUAGAUGAAUUUUUAAAGCAAGAAAUUAUCUUUCAGAAGGAGAAUGAUCAACAAUCCAUAGAGAAAAUGGAUCAGGACUUACUUCUUUUAGCAGAAGAACUUGAUUCUGCCAAGAAAAAGCUGAUAUCUUCUCGUUCUGCAGGAAUUCAAUCCAGAAUGAACGAAUUAAUGGUCCAACUCAAUAUAAUUCUAGAUAGGAAAAAUGAAUUAAAUUCGGAAAUAGAAAGUCUGGUUGCAGAAAAAUCGAAAUCAGAAUUUCAGCUCCAAGAAUCAAAAUCUAAGCUAGAAGAACUCCAACAAAGACUAUCAGUUUUGCAAAAUAUUAAGAAGUCAAUGAUUUUUAUGUAA